AUGCAAUUCUAUGUUUUCUUUCACUCGAAAUUAGAUUUGCUUGACAUAUGUGAAAGUGGACACUUUUUCCAGUGCAAGGAUCUAACUGCCACUUUUAAGGCUUUGCAAGUUUCUGAUGUUGAGAGAGACUUGGAUUUGACUACCACCACUGCCACUGCCACUGCCACUGCCACUGCCACUGCCACUGUUAUUCCCCACUGUUCCAGCUGUAAUAGAAUUGGUCACCAAUGGAGUAACAGCUUGCAGUGCCCUAACAACCAAAGGAACCGCAAUUUUGUCCCCAGCCAGUUAACUACCACUCACAACAUGGCCCAGCGUACUACCGCCUCUGCUACCAUUGUAACUGGAUCAAGUGCUGGAAAGGUGGUGCUUAUCCCCAGAAUCAAGCUGAAUCCAACUGGAUUGAUCAUGUCCAUUGAGUUCAAGCAAUGUCAAUUUCCAGUUUGCCUUGCCUUUGCCAUGACUAUCAACAAGUUCCAAGGCCAGAUCCUUGACAAAGUUGGUCUGUAUCUUCCCGACCAUGUCUUUGGUCAUGGGCAGUUGUAUGUCACUCUCUCUCAGGUCCAAACUCAGUAA
Phycomyces blakesleeanus NRRL 1555(-) is the source of this 576-nucleotide messenger RNA. RefSeq lists its product as hypothetical. NCBI's taxonomy places the organism in Eukaryota, Fungi, Mucoromycota, Mucoromycetes, Mucorales, Phycomycetaceae. The transcript is spliced from 3 exons. The coding region runs from base 1 to 576 and encodes 191 amino acids. The record is from RefSeq and is a predicted model, not a curated record.